Messenger RNA from Nymphaea colorata (pocket water lily), 2263 nucleotides. Its product is annotated as (R)-mandelonitrile beta-glucosyltransferase-like. Bases 617 to 2077 code for a protein of 486 amino acids. The record is from RefSeq and is a predicted model, not a curated record. Gene Ontology annotation, molecular function: UDP-glycosyltransferase activity. The transcript has 2 exons. Lineage: Eukaryota; Viridiplantae; Streptophyta; Magnoliopsida; Nymphaeales; Nymphaeaceae.
UAUCAGUUGUUUGUCUUUGUCAUGUAUGCGAGGAUUCUGGUGUUCCAAGGCGAGCAACGAUCUGCAAAAAUUGAAAAAUCACUGUUCAGUCACGGGAUUGAGUCGGCGCCAUUGAAAGAUCCCCAACACCAAGAUGUCUCCUAUAAAAAAAAAAAAAGCAGCCCCCACUUUGUCGGAUGCAUUUCGCAUGGUUCUCCUCGUGGACAGAUCAUUACACAAGCGAAGAAAAGUCUGGUCAUUUCGGUGCCGAAGCUCUGCAAAUUGUCCGCACUUAAAGCUGGAACAUCUGAAAACUUGUGCUUAAUUUCCAUAUUUUCCUUUCAAGUUGACAAACAAAAAAGAACACCACUGGCAUUAAUUUCCUUCAUCCUUUCGAGCAUUUCAACUGGAAUUUAGAGGCAAUGAUAAAGACGCUCUUUGACAGACAUUAAUAAAAAUAAUCUCCAUAUCAGAAAGUUAGAAAUAGGAGCGUCCUAUUUAGACUAAAUAAAUAAAAUGGUGGUCUCCUAAAUGAAAAUUUUCCACCUUUAAAACAAAAAACUGUAGCCGGUUCCCAGCUCGCUCCUCUUCCUGAUCCGGCAGUAGUAUUGAGAGCUAUCACCAACAAGUCCUGGAAAUGGAGGUAUCUGCAGAUCAGAAGCGCAAGCCCCACGCGAUGUUCAUCCCAUACCCUUUGCAGGGGCACAUUACCCCGAUGAUGCAGCUGGCCAAACUCAUCCAUCAAAGAGGCUUCCACGUUACCUUCGUCAACACGGAAUACAAUCAUCAACGCCUGGUUCAGUCCGGAAGCCAUGAUCCUGAUCUCUCUCGAAUAAUAAGUGGUUUCAACUUCGAGACCAUACCCGACGGCCUCUCGACCGCUACUCCUGAUCGCUCCCAAGAUGUUUCCGACCUCUGCAACUCCCUCGCGAAGAACUCCUCGAAUCUGUUUCGGCAUCUCAUCAUGUCGAUGCUCAAUGAAUCACCGGAAAACCCUCCGAUAACGUGCAUAGUCUCGGACGCAAGCAUGAGCCUCCUCAUCCUCAACCCCGCAGAAGACCUCGGUGUUCCUGUGAUCUUCUUCAGGCCCCAUAGUGGCUGUGGCUUCUGGUGUUACUUCCACUUCAAAAAUCUCAUUGAGAAAGGGUACAUACCGCUCCAAGAUGAGUGCCAACUCAAAAAUGGUUACCUAGAGACAAAGAUCGACUGGAUACCAGGGAUGCCCGCCCUUCGCCUCAUGGACAUGCCCACUUUUCUUAGGACCCUUGAUCCUCACGACACCAUACUCAACUACAUUGAAGAUGCAGCACAGGCCACGUUCAAAGGAAAGGGGCUGAUCAUCAACACCUUCGCCGAGUUGGAGCCAAACAUUCUUAGCGCUGCCCGAUGCCGGGUUCCGAACCUUUUCGCUGUCGGUCCUCUGCUGAAACAAUGCCAGAAGUUGGGCAACAGCAACACCGAUCUGAGUUCCAUCAAGUCAAGCCUAUGGAAGGAAGACGACUUAUGCCUAGCAUGGCUGGACAAGCAGCGGCCGGAGUCGGUUGUGUAUGUGAACUUCGGAAGCAGCACGGUAUUGACUCCUCAGCAGCUUGUGGAGUUUGCUUGGGGCGUGGCUAACUGCAAGCACCCAUUCCUGUGGGUCAUCAGGCCUGACCUUGUCGAAGGUCAGGGUUCUGUUCUACCACCAGAGUUCAGGGCAGAGACAGAGGAAAGAGGGUUCCUGGCUAGUUGGUGCCCACAGGAGAGGGUCCUUUCACACCCCUCAAUAGGGCCAUUUCUCACCCAUUGUGGGUGGAACUCUAUAUUGGAAAGCAUAUGCGCUGGAGUCCCCAUGUUGUGUUGGCCUUUCUUUGCAGAGCAGCCGACCAAUUGCAGGUACGCCUGCGACAAUUGGGGCAUAGGUGUGGAGAUUGAAGGUGAAGUCAAGAGAGGAGAAGUUGAACGCCUGAUAAGACUGGUGAUGGAAGGGGAGAAGGGAAAGGAGAUGAGGGAGAGAGCCAAAAGGUUGAAGCAUGAAGCAGAGAAGGCUGUGCAGCCUGGCGGUUCUUCCUAUUGUGACUUGGAAAGACUUCUUAAUGAGGUUCUCGACCCUCAAUAAUUUGCCACUGUCCAACUUCCGAGUAUUGUUCCACGCAGCAUAUGGAUCUAUUGCUUUCAUUUAGUUAGAUGAUCUAGUGCUCCGUGAAUGUUACAAGACUCUUCGUCUUUCCAAACCAUGUACAUUCUUGCAUUUUGUUCUUGUGUUGUCUUUUCAUUAUUAUUCUUCUCGAUCUAGAGAGUAUUA